UGUGCGUUGUAGUAGGUUUCUCGCAGUUCUGCGGGGAUGUGCUGAAUCUGAACGGGCUUGUUUUAAAGCCGCCCCAGCAGCGAACAUAUCGCUCCACGGUAGGAGCUGGAGCUGAGUUCAGUUUUCGUCCUCUACCUCCAUCCCUCUCCGGAACCUUUAUUAUUAUUUUUUAAAUUAAAGUCAAGAAUGUCCUGGCGGAGAGGACUGUAGUAACAUUUUUUCUUUUUACCUGAGACCGUGGGAUACCUUUGCUUUGCACCGCACCAAGCUCCAUUAUCUGCGACGUGUUUUUUGUAUUUUUUUUUAUUUUAUUCUGUCGGAGAAAUAAGAGGACUCCGGCUUGUGUGCAACACUCAGAAUAGAGGAGGUUCCACUGGUUCGUUGGUUGGUAGAAGAUGGGGCUACCCGCUCUGGAGUUCAGUGACUGCUACCUGGACAGCCCACAGUUCAGGGACCGGCUCAAGUCCCACGAAUCGGAGCUGGACAAAACCAACAAGUUCAUCAAGGAGCUGAUUAAAGACGGCAAGGCGCUGAUCCAGGCUCUGAAAUGUCUGUCGACGGCAAAGAGGAAGUUUGCUGACUCCCUGAACGACUUCAAAUUCCAGUGUAUUGGAGACGCAGAGACAGAUGAUGAGAUAUGCAUAGCCAAGUCGCUUCAGGAGUUUGCAGCUGUCCUACAAAACCUGGAGGAUGAGAGGACGAGGAUGAUCGAAAAUGCCAAUGAUGUGCUGAUUAUUCCGCUGGAGAGGUUCAGGAAAGAGCAGAUCAGCGCAGCCAAGGAAGCCAAGAAAAAAUAUGACAAAGAGACGGAGAAGUAUUGUGCAGUGUUGGAGAAGCAUCUUAGCCUUUCAGCGAAGAAAAAAGAGUCCCAUCUACAUGAAGCAGACAGCCAGGUUGAUAACGUGAGGCAGCAUUUCUAUGAAGUUUCUCUGGAGUACGUCUUUAAGGUGCAGGAGGUCCAAGAAAGGAAGAUGUUUGACUUUGUGGAACCUCUCUUGGCGUUCCUUCAAGGCCUGUUCACCUACUAUCACCAUGGCUAUGAGCUGGCAAAGGACUUCAACCAUUUCAAGACUGAUCUCACUAUCAGCAUACAGAAUACGAGGAACCGUUUUGAGAGCACACGGUCCGAGGUUGAGAGUCUGAUGAGGAAGAUGAAGGAGAACCCUCAUGAGCAUAAGAGUGUGAGCCAGCACACCAUGGAGGGCUACCUGUUCGUACUGGAGAAGCGCUCCUUUGUUUCCACUUGGGUUAAGUACUACUGCACAUACCACCGUGAGCCCAAGAGGUUUUCCAUGGUUGUAUUUGACCCCAAAUCUGGGGGCAAAAUGGGCGAGGAGGAGAGCUUCACCCUGAAGUCGUGCACCAGGAGGAAGACAGAAUCCAUAGAAAAGAGGUUCUGUUUCGAUGUCGAGGCCGUAGACAGGCAAGGCAUAAUCACCAUGCAGGCUCUGUCAGAGGAGGAUCGCAGGUUGUGGAUGGAGGCUAUGGAUGGUAGAGAACCGGUGUACAAUCUCAACAAAGACAACCAAACCGAAGGGAUGGCCCAACUGGAUGUCACCGGGUUCAACAUCAUGAAAAAAUUCAUCUACGCUGUGGAAACUCGAGGUAUUGAUGAGCAGGGCCUGUACAGAAUCGUUGGCGUAAACUCCAAAGUACAAAAACUACUGAGCCUGGCCAUGGAUCCUAAGACGUGUGCCGACGUGGAGCUGGACAACCCGGAGUGGGAGAUUAAAACAAUAACAAGUGCCAUCAAGUAUUAUCUCAGGAUGCUGCCUGCGCCUCUCAUGACGUACCAGUACCAGAGGAGUUUCAUCAAGGCUGCCAAGAUGGACAACCCAGAGGCCAGAGUGAAAGAGAUCCACGCUCUCGUGCACCGAUUACCUGAGAAGAACAGACAGAUGUUAGAGCUGCUGAUGAAACACCUGGCCAACGUGGCCAGUCACCACCAGCAGAACCUGAUGACUGUCGCCAAUCUGGGAGUGGUCUUUGGGCCGACUCUGCUCCGCCCACAGGAGGAGACGGUCGCAGCCAUCAUGGACAUCAAGUUUCAAAAUAUUGUAGUGGAAAUCCUCAUUGAGCAUCAUGAGAAGAUAUUCAGGGACGUGCCGAACUUGACCGUCAAUUCAACAAACAUGCAGCUCGACCAGUUGAGGAGGAAAAGCACUGAUGGCAAAGCACCGUCCUGCAGCGAGAGGCCUCUCACACUCUUCCACACACCAACACAUUCUCAGAAAGGUGAAAAGAGGAACAGUGUUGGCAACACCCCGGCCGCUGACCUACAACACCCAGUGUCUUCGUCUGCAAACUGCAAUAGCAGCAGCAGCAGCAGUAGCAGUGCCGGCAGCCACAACCGAACCCCUAGACACAGCCUGACCAGCAAUGACGGAGACCAGGACGGCCGGCAAAUCCGACCCAGCUCACUACUGAACCCCAAAAGUCGUGGCAGCAUACCAACAAGUGCAAUAUCUCCCAGCCCCACCUCGCCACGUUCCCCCUCCUGGCCAAUGUUCUCGGCGCCGUCAAGUCCACAGCCGAUCUCCUCUGCUUCCAGUGACUCUUCCCCAGUCAGUAUCACAGGCAGGAAGGCCCGAGCGCUGUACGCUUGCAAGGCAGAGCACGACUCGGAGCUGUCCUUCAUCGCCGGGACCGUCUUUGAGAACGUUCAUGCUUCCAGGGAGCCCGGAUGGCUGGAGGGAACUCUUGACGGUCGCACAGGUCUGAUUCCAGAAAACUACGUGGAGUUCCUAUAGCCCGAGCUGGACCAAGAAACAUAUCGUAGACCAAGCUGGACUUGACUGCACAAAACUUUCCUGUUAUCAUCUGAUUGACUGGACCAGGUUUUAUUGACUUUUGCGUUGACUUAAUUGGGGAAAAGAAACUGGACCAAGCAGAACCAUAUCAAAAGGGACAUAAGACAGGACUGAAGCAGUGUGGACUUUGCUUGAAUUGCACUGGGAAGAGGGAGAGAAAAUGUUUAAAUGCUGUUAUUGGAUUGUUGUGAGUGGAGUCCACGGUGAAGAAGAUCCACGUGUUUGUGUGUCAGCGAUGUAGAUAGCAUGAGAGUUUGAUAAGAUUCCUCCUAUAGGUGAGCUGAUAUCUUUGAGGUGAGAAUUUUUUUUUUUUUCCCCAACGUCUGAUUUAUUAUUUUGAUCUAGACUGUCGCGUCUUCAUCAUUCCUCCGUUUUCAUUAGGUAGAUACAGCGUUAUUGACAGGGAACAAGAUAAAUAGUAAGUGGCCUUCGGCUCAAAACCGCUGGUUCACCUUCCCAUUGUUUGAUCGCUAAUCCCCUUGGGAAAUUUGAGCCGAGGAAGCGGGCCCGAAAUGAUUGGGCUCGGCUGUAAACGUGUUUGCAAUCUGUCGUCGGGGUUAAUUCCAGGGGAAGAGACUCCGCCUGGCUGAUGUUUGGGAGUUAAACGGCCGUAGCCGCAGGGGCCGACCAGCAAGACGGAUGAGUGCUCUUCAAAUGGCUGGGGUCAGCGUCGGCGUCAUGCUCGUUUAUAACCCUUUUCCCCUCACGGAGUCAUCGCUAGGAAGGAAAGAAAAAGAAAAAAAAAAAAAAGACGAAAUGUGAAAAAUCUCAGACAGGAUCCACGGGCAGCUCAGCAGUUUACAGCGAGGCGUAGGAGUAGCGACUGAUUGCUGCUGGUUAAAACAAGCCCAGCUGCAAGGCCUCGCUGCGAGUGGAGCGAUCGUGAGUCAUGCUUGCACUAUGUUGGUCCAUUCUUGGAAUUCUAAUCAACCAGGAAGCUUUUUCCCCUUUUAACGUAACAAAGCACCUGUAUAAUUUUUUUUUUUCCCCGUGAGGCAGAUUCUGAGGCUUUAAUGUCAGCAGCCCCAAAAUAGAAAACACUUCAUUCACCAGCAUUGAUCUUAUUAUGAGGAGUUAUAAGGACAAUGCUAAAGCCUAAUGAUGUGAGAGAGAUGGACAUUUUGAUUUUAUAGUUAAUGAAAUGUAGAAUAUUUUCUGGGCUGCAGCGACUGCUGUUUUUUUUUUUUUUGUUUUGUUUUGUUUUUUAUAUUGAGUUGAACCACUUUGUGAAUGUUUUGGUAAUUAACUUUUUUCCUAUUUUAUCUUUUAUUAUCAACAGGAUUCUUCUUUAAAGAGUUUUUGAAACAUAAAAAAAAUGGGAGAAUUAAAAAAAAUAAGUAAGCUAAUGUGAAAUGAGACUACUUUGUUCAUAUAUAAACUUAUUUAUAAGAUUUUCUUAAAGGUAAAAUCCUGGACUUCAUCCUUUUGAGGUGUUUUAAUGAUCCUGUAAAUAAAAACUAAGCAUUUUGAUGGGGUAUAUUUUUUUCACAGGUAUGAAAUUUUAUAUUUUUUAUUUCUGGCGUACUAACUUAAUUCCUUUAUUGCUUCUUUUGCCAGAUUUUUCUGUCAUUUAUGUCUGUCCACGGCCUUAAAUAUUCCUGCAGAUGUUUUGGUGAAGGAUUGUGAAGAAUAAAAUUGACUUCUUGAGCA
Fundulus heteroclitus (mummichog) is the source of this 4460-nucleotide messenger RNA. RefSeq names its product rho GTPase-activating protein 26. Gene Ontology annotation, cellular component: cytoplasm. The record is from RefSeq and is a predicted model, not a curated record. Gene Ontology annotation, molecular function: GTPase activator activity; protein binding. The coding region runs from base 396 to 2750 and encodes 784 amino acids. The transcript has 25 exons. NCBI's taxonomy places the organism in Eukaryota, Metazoa, Chordata, Actinopteri, Cyprinodontiformes, Fundulidae. Gene Ontology annotation, biological process: signal transduction.